AUGCAUCUCGAGGACAAUCGAGACAGCUCCAAACAGCAGGAGCCCCCGAAGACCGAAGAAAAAGACGUGUCUGAUCAAGAUGCCAAAGAAGGCACAGAACAGGGUGCCGGCGAUGUCGAGCCAGCAGACAAGUCCUCGGAGCCCGACCCGAGGGUUGUAUUGCAGGGGUACAAGUCGCUUUACCGCGACAUGCAGUGCCGGCGACAACGACUGCGGGUCACCGAAGAACGCCUAGCGCUGGCCGAGUCCGUCGCGGCACUGGAAAGCCAUAGACUCGACGCGUUCGAACAGUACGUCAAAGACGUAGAAAGGAAGGCUGCCCCGCUACUGCGGAUUCUCAACAUGUUAGGGCUAGGGAAAUAA
Molecule: messenger RNA, 363 nt
Organism: Gregarina niphandrodes
Lineage: Eukaryota; Apicomplexa; Conoidasida; Eugregarinorida; Gregarinidae
Exons: 1
Coding region: 1-363 (120 amino acids)
Source: RefSeq, a predicted model, not a curated record